AUGUUUGAUAUCUGGAAUAUGAAACUUCCGAGUCUAUUGUUAUCGAUCACUGAUGGUUCGCGACAUUUCAUCAAACUACAGCCAGCUCUAAAUGAUGUCUUUAUUCGAGGUGUACUUAAAGCAGCCGAAUCAACAGAUGGUAUUCCGAUCUUGACGCUGGUUAUUGAAGGUGGUCCCAAUAUUCUAAGAAUAGUUUAUUCAUCUGUCACCGCUGGAAUUCCAUGUGUUUUUAUCGAGGCAUGUCAACUGAUAUAUUUAGGUCCGGAUUUAACAUCUCUUAUGGAUAUUGCUUUUUAUCAAAAUCGUGUUGAUUUCGUUGAUGUACUAUUAGAAAUUGGAAUCGAUCUUGAUAAUUAUUUAGGAAGAAAUGAUCGUCUGCAGCUUGCUCUAGUGAAUGUACUUGAUGGAAAUAUUUGA
Molecule: messenger RNA, 417 nt
Organism: Didymodactylos carnosus
Lineage: Eukaryota; Metazoa; Rotifera; Eurotatoria; Philodinida; Philodinidae
Source: the annotation of a GenBank genome assembly